UUCUCCCUCGCUCUCUUCUCUUCUAUCUCCCUCUGCGUUUUCAACGAGCUAAGAUGGUUCAACAAAUGCUAGACUCUAAAUUCAGUGAACUUGGACUCCUGAAUCCAGAGAAUAACUCGCCCGCUUGUGAUAAGCAACAUUCAGUUGGUACAAAGAAGACACCAUUGAGAGAUCUCCAGAACGAAAAUAGAAUUGUGCCCAACUCCACGGGAAGCUCCCCAUUUCCUAAAGAUAGAGGAACUUGUAUUGAUCCUAUCAAGGUUUCUGGAACUAAGAGAGCGUCUCCUGAAUGCCCACUGAGCCCCUCGCAAUGCCAGUCUCACAGCAAUACGGCAGCAAACAGGCACCUUGUCUCUGUCCGGAGAAAAUGCGAAGCUGAAUUGGGCAAAAACAGUGCUUUUGACUGUAUCGGCACGAGUAAUUGCCAACAGAUGAGGCAAGUCACACAACUGGAGGAAAUUAAACAACUAAAAUCCCUAAUAAAGGAUUCAAAAGUUUCUUGUUUUCCAGAAUUCGCACCACAUCCGAUGGCAUCCUUGACGAGUUCAUCUACCAAACCUUUAGUACCGUUACCUAUUGGGAAGUCUGCUACAAAGUUAACACCCUUAGAAUCCAAUCAACAUCCCGUUGUUGCUGCUUCCCCUUUGUUCGAUAGCCCAAAAGGAAUUAAAAAACUUCAUUGGGAAGAGCUAUAUUAUCAAUUGCAGAUGCGGCUGAAAAAGUUGGACCAAUCCAAUCAAGAGGAUUAUACCGAGAUGCUUCAGUGUUUUUCCGCAGUUGAACUCAGCAGAUAUGCUGUUGAGCUGGAAAAAAGAUCAAUUCAGCUCUCACUGGAGGAAGCGAAAGAGUUGCAGCGUGUCGGCAUUUUAAAUGUCCUUGGAAAAACUACGAAGAUGGAUAAAGCACCCUUAACUAAAUCAGAUCAAUCAUGCAAAUGAAAGGGCUUUGAUUACAAGGCAGUAAGUGUUGUAAAAGUUGUAGCCCGUCCUUGGAGAGUUGAUGCACGAACUUUUAUACGUGUUUUGUUCAUUCAUCCUAGGUAUUUUUCCGCAGUUGUCACUGUGGUUGUGACUAUCUGGAAUUUUACUGUAGUUUUCAACUCUGAUUAUCUUCUGUAUAUUUUUCUUACCCAAAACUAUGGGAUGGUCUUGAAUUCCA
Hibiscus syriacus is the source of this 1158-nucleotide messenger RNA. RefSeq lists its product as uncharacterized. The transcript has 4 exons. NCBI's taxonomy places the organism in Eukaryota, Viridiplantae, Streptophyta, Magnoliopsida, Malvales, Malvaceae. The coding region runs from base 54 to 938 and encodes 294 amino acids. The record is from RefSeq and is a predicted model, not a curated record.